This is a messenger RNA of Astrephomene gubernaculifera, 7066 nucleotides long. Lineage: Eukaryota; Viridiplantae; Chlorophyta; Chlorophyceae; Chlamydomonadales; Astrephomenaceae. The record is from the annotation of a GenBank genome assembly.
ACAAAACCUAUGACCGCUAUGUACGUUCUUUUGCCAUAGGUAUUGAACCGCUUAGACCGUUGCAACACAACGCAACUUCCGUUUUCGACAAAUACUAAUAUCUCUUGUGCCCAGCAGUGUUCGCUCCCUUAUACGUUUUCCUCAGACUAGAUGUGUAACUUACAUGGGAGCAUUGCAAGUUACCGCUUUCCUGGGUGUCAGAAUGUCAUAUCACCGCCAGUAGAGCGGUGUCGACCUGCUUAUUCCAAUGCGUUUUGCUAGACAUUUGUGAGCUAGGAUUAAUUAGCGUGCCAUACAAAAUCGUUUAGUCUGCUUAGCGCAUUGGAGGUCCUCGCCACUCAACGUUUAGGGCGUAAACGUCUGGCUAUCCACUUCGUUGCUCUGACGCCAUUUGCUUUCCACGUCCUUGUCUGGUCUAAGCGAUCAUGGGCGGCUGCGUUACUAAAAGCGCAGUCGGUGGACAGCAUGUAAUGGCAUCCGAAGACCACGAGCCUGCUCCUAAUGACUCCGCGGCCUCACUGACAUGCAAGCCGCACCACGGUCCUUCAGCAGUUACUGCCCGGGCAGGCUCCCAACUUCGCACGGCGGCCAAGACUGCUUGGCAGGCGUCUGCUCGUAACCUCCGUAUGAGCCUAAGCCGGAGCCGCAGACGACAGGAGAGCUACCGUCUGCGCAGCAGUCAAGAUAACAAUGGAGGAUCAGACACAGACGCGUCAGAUAACAUAACGUACAACGGUCACGUCAAUCGCGGGGCCCGCCAAAGUCCCACCGGUGCCUCACAACCUGGCGUUACCAUUGGUGCUGCCGCCGCUACCCAUCCAAACCUCAACGGACUGUCAGCUUGGCUUGAACUCCCAUCAGCCUCCCAACAGCCUGCCGGCAACCGCUACACGACAGGCGCAAUAAGCAGGGCGGAUUCCAUCCCGGGCACCGCCGAUAGCUGCGUCCAGAGCUUCCAUGUGGGUCGCCAGGCCACGUCGGAAAGCUUGUACGACGCUGCAUGCACCGUCCGUACCAGCUGCUCCGUCACGGCUUCGGCCGCCGAAGCCGCGGGCCUCUCCAGCCCUACCGGCGGGGCCGCCAGCGCAUGGGGCCCCGAAGUCGCGUCGCGUGCCGGCAGUCUGCGCGCCGGGGCGGGGACUGCAAUUGCGGCAUGGGAUGCCAGCGGCAGCGGCGGCGGCAGGCGCAAUCGGACAUCCAUAGGUGGCAGCAGCAGCCGGACUGGCAACAACAGGCCUACACCUGCGGCGGCAGCGGCGGCCGCCGCCAAUGCUGCAACAGCAGCCACGGCGUCUGCCACCGCUGCAGCGGCGGCUACGGCCGCCGCUGUCGCCGCAGCGGCGGAGGAGCAGCGAUCCUCGGCUCCUACUCCACCCACUCCGCCUCCGUCGUUGCAGCAACAACCGCCACUGGCAGCGGCGCCGCCGACGCAACAGCAACAGCAGCAUGCAGCGGCUGCUGCCGCCGCAGUGGCGGCCGGCGGCGGCAGCUCGUCUCCCGACGUGACACACUGGGUGAUCCGACCCACUCCGCCCGUGGAGAGCGUGUACGCGCUUGGGAAGGUUCUAGGCAAGGGUAGCUUUGGAGUGGUCCGCGCCGCCACGCACCUGGCUUCGGGCGCCCGAGUGGCCGUGAAGACCAUCCGCAAGUCCCUUCUGGGCACUGAGGAGGUGAGCUCGCUGCGGCGGGAGGUGGAGAUCCUGCACCACCUGAGCGGCCACCCGCACAUAUCGCAGCUGCUGGGGGUGCACGAGGAGCCGGGGCAGCUGCACCUGGUCAUGGAGCUAUACCAGGGUGGCGACCUGUUUGACGCCAUCAUCAGUGUGGGGCGGCACAGCGAGCGGGCGGCGGCGGACGUGAUGCGCACCGUCCUCACCGCCAUCUCCUACUGCCAUGCCAUGGGGGUAGCACACCGGGACAUCAAGCCGGAAAACUUCAUGCUCACGGCACCGCCACCGCCCGGGGCUGCGGCAGGGGCAGCAGCAGGGGCAGCAGCAGGGGCAUCUGCUGCUGCCACUGCCGCCAGUGGGCGGGAGGCGGUGGGUCCGAGGCUGAAGCUCAUUGACUUUGGACUGUCUGUGUUUUGCAACGACUCGGUGCCCAUGUCGGAGACGGUGGGCACCUCGUACUAUGUGGCCCCUGAGGUGCUCAACCGCUGCUACGGCCGCUCGGCUGACGUGUGGUCGGCCGGGGUCAUACUGCACAUCCUGCUGACGGGUUAUGCGCCCUUUGACGGACGGAACGACCAAGAAAUAUUGCGAGCCGUGCAGUCGGGCCAAAUUGACUUUUGUUCCGACCCUGUUUGGACCUCUGUGAGUCGAGAUGCGGUGGCGGUGCUGAGGGCCAUGAUGGACCGCAACCCCACCACACGUGCCACAGCGGACCAGCUGCUCUCCAUGCCCUGGCUCGGCAGCACCCCGGACGCCUGCACCGCCCCCACCGGCCCCCUCCCGGGAGUGGUUUCGGAGCGGCUGCGCCGGUUUGCGCGCCUGAACAGCUUCCAGAAGGAGGCUCGGCGUGUGGUGGCGGGGCUGAUGCGGGCGGAGGAGGUGGCGGGGCUGGUGGCGCAGUUCAAGGGGCUGGACGCGGACGGUGACGGGAAGCUGAGUGUGCAGGAGCUCAAGGAGGGCCUGGAGCGGCAGGAGCACCACUCGAUGACCGCCAUGGGGGCCGGCAGGGCGGGCGCAGGGGCGGGUGGAGGGUCGGGUGGAGGAGGAGGAGGAGGGCUGGGGGGUCCCGGCGGGCGGUCCGUGGUGGCUCCGCUUGGGGAGGAGGAGCUGCGGGAGCUGGUGGAGAGAUCCGAUCUGGACGGUGACGGCAUGCUGGACCAAUCGGAGUUCCUGGGGGCCGCACUGCCCGCCGCCGCCAUCGCUCGGCAGGCGCAAGCCGCGCUAGCAGCCGCCAACUCGGCGGCGGCGGCAGCGCGCGGCGCCGCAUGCGACCCACGGGUCAGUACCUCCGGCAGCAGACCCAGUGCUGCUCCCAGCCCUCGCACCAGCUGCCCGGGCGGGGCCCGCUGCAGCGGCAGUGGCUGCGUGACGCCGCCGCGGAGCAGCAACCCGCUGGCUGCGGCGUUUAGGCACUUUGACGCGGACGGGUCGGGGUUCAUCACGGCAGAUGAGCUGCGGACAGCGCUCGCGACGCACCACCAUGCGGAUCGGGAGGGACCGGACAUACGGGCGCUGCUCUCCUGCGUCGACCGCGACGCAGACGGGCGCAUCAGCUACCCAGAGUUUGUUGCCAUGAUGGUUCAAGAAGUGGACGAGCAAGAUGAGGUGGAGCCGUACGGCUGUACGACAGCAACCGGAACAACUGCCGUACGAUUAGGUGGCGGCGGCGGCGCCGGCUGCAGUGGCGGGCGAGGAAGCACUACAGCGGCGGGAACAGCACGUGAUGGACGAAGUGAUGGUGGUGGUGGUGUCGGGGCUGGGACGAGUCGGCAGCCCAGGAGGAGUGAUAACGGUGAGGUUGGUUGCGGCGGGAGAGGUGAUUGCAAUGGAGGACGAGGUGGAGGGUCGGUCGUACGGCAGCAGCAGCACCGCUGUCGAGGAGGAGGAGGCAGUGGCGGCGGCAGUGGAGUCGAGGAUUCAGGACGGAGAAGAGCGGAUGCCACGGUCAGGCAGCAGCAGCAGCAGCGGCAGAAGGGUGAGGAUGCGGGAGGACAACACGUCAGCGGCGGCGGCGGCAGGGCUAGAGCAGGGCCUGCUACAGCGGCCUGGGGUGUACCACAGUCGCCUCCGCUGACGUCCGCAGCAACGGGGGCGGCUGGUGCGGGUGGCGGCGGCGUCGGCGGCGGCCGUCCAACUCAGUCGCGUAACGGAGGGGGUCGUCAACGGGGGGCGGACGGCGGAGUUUCGCCGGUAGGGGGUCCUGCUGCUGGCGGCGACGGCAAGAGUUUCGCCUCAACGGCUGCCGUACAUUCCCUUGUGUGGUACGACGAGUGCCGAGAAAGCGACGACGAGGAGGAUGCGGAGGGGUACGGAGGCGACGACGGCGGCGGCGGUAUCGCUGACGUGUGCAUUGACGGCGACGGCGGUGACAGUGACAUGGGUUGGGAGUACGACGAUUCCGUUGGGCGCAGCCCCGCCGCCGUCAUGGUUACCGGUAGCGGCGGCGGCGGUGCUCGUACAUCGCGCUGCGCCGUCGCCGCAGCGGCGCAGCGGCCAUCGCCGUCGACACCGUCACCGUCGCCCCCUGUUGCCAUCAUUUGCGCAACGACAAAGGCGAUUAGCCCUGACGGCGGCCGUACCAGCGGCGCCUCUGGCAGGCCGUACAAGCCGUCGGAGACCGCGACGCCGCCGCCGCCGCCGGCGGGCCUGGCGGCGGCAGCGGCGGCGGCAAAGCAUACCUUUAUGACUCAGCGUUGCGACUCGGGCGUCCGGAAGUACACGAAGAGCGGCGGCGGCUCUCCUCAUCACCCCGUCAGCACUGCCACCAAGGCCGUCGUGGGUAAUGGCAUCGGAGGAUUCCGUACGGCCCCUCGGCCGCCGGCGCUCCAGAUACCCUUGCAGCCCGGAGCCAACCGUCACUCCGCAACCGCAGUCAUGGGCGAACCGUACGGCAGCGGUGCAUUCGGCGACGGGCUAGACAGCUACUGCACUGCUGCCGACAGUUGUAAAGCUGACGGUAGUGCAGGUGGUAGCAGCAGCGGCGGCGGCGGCGGUAGUGGUGGAGCUCAAAAGGAGAAGACCCGACGCGGCCGCAAUGCGAGGUUGUCUGAGGGUCCUGCAGGCCUGCCGUACUCUGCAGAUCCGCCCAACCACGUCAGCUCACCGGGCGCUGUGAGCGGCGGGGGUGCCUUGCUGCUGCCGCAGAAACCCAAGCAGCCACAACCGCAGCCUCAAGCGCAACAGCAACUCGGUAGCAGCGGCCGCCCCCGACCAUUACAGGUGCCGCCGCUGGUGCUGGCAUCACCUCCCAGCCCCGUCUUUGGCGCCUCCGCCGCCUCUGCCACAGUCGCAAAGGGCUUCUACUCACCGACGGUCGCGCCACCCGGCCGCAUCGUUGACCUGUGCGGUCGCCCGCAGCAGCAGCAGCAACGUACCUCGCAGCUCCGUGCCUCCGCGGAUGCAGCGUUGACCACAACCAGUCGCGACGGCCGGCCCAGCAAUGGCGGUUUACCGUUAGCAGUCGGUGCUACAGCCACCACUGCCCGUUGCAGCGGUGGGUCGAGGCACCAAGGGGCGAGCAAUCCGGCAUGGCUCUCGCCGACGGCGGCGGCAGCAACGCAAACGGUUGCUUGUGGAGCGGCUGGGAAGGAGGUAGCUAGCAACCUGCUAGUGCCAUCUGCCAACUACCGAGCAUUACUAGCACCGAAGGGGCCUGUCGACGUUACCAUGCAGCGCCAGCAGCAGCCGCAGCUGCAGCAUCCCAUGCAGAACUCCUCAGCGGGAACGGGCCGGGAACCCCAGAUCGAGGUUGCUGAGCCCCUGCCGUACGGGACUCAUCAGCAGCGGUUACCGACCCCUAUGCCGGGCCAGAAGCCAAUGCAGCCGCCGCCGCCGCAGCAGCAGCAGAUGGGUUCAGCUGCAAAGGCAGUGGGUGCAUGUACGGACAUAUGGUGCAGUGGUGGUGAAGACGGCAGUGGACGUGCAAGUGCUGGCAGCAGGACGACAGUCCCGCCAGCGGUGUUGGCGGCGGUACCGGCAACGGGCAGGGUUCGAGUCAGUGGCGGUGGCGGUGUCCCGUCGGGGCACCGGGGCAUGCUGGAUACCUGGCAGGAAGAGUCUUUUGGCGAGCUGUGAGUAAGCUACUAGGGAAAGCUGCGUUAUAGGAUGUCCGUGUCACGGUGUCUCUCAGUUUUUGCAUACAGCAGGUCUGUAGGGGAUCAGGCGGGCAGGCAGCAGGCGAACAGCUGCUGGGCCACCCGGCAAUUGGCAUGUAGUGGCUAAGUAAUAUGGAACUCGGAUGGAAGCACUUGGGGGUAUUUGGGGCGGAAGUUUGGUGUGGGGUGCUUACCUCGGAACCGGUACCGGUAUUCAUUGCCGUGUUGACCCAGAUUGUUCAUGUGUGCUACAGUGUGACGUCCUGCGGCACAAUUAACAUCCUUGUUUGUGUCCGAUGUCUCUUCCUCGUAUGGCAUGGCUGGUGUGGGUUGCACGCUGACAGAAACACGAAAGGGUGUUGUUUGUUGUGUACCGUACUAAUGGACGCCUUUGCCUUUUCCACAGUCCAUGGGCCUCUAUAGUCUAUACAUUCGUUCGUUGUGUGAUCCAUGUCCUAUUACUAACUAUGUGGGAAUUGGCGUUGAGCAUUGCGUUUUUGUCCUUCGUAAGCCCUGAGAAUUGGGCUUUGUGAUUGCGUCUUUCUGUGUAUCACCGCUUAUCUUUACAUGACAGAUGCACGGUGAUGUGUCCUUCUUUAUGUGAGCUGCUACCUGCUGCCACAUACAAUCAGCACGGGCAUGCUGCCAGUACACGUAUGGUGCGGGAUGUUGCUUAGUUUGGCCAACCUCCAGUACUUCCCUUUUUGGUUUCCCUAGGUUAAAGGAGGGUCGCCGGCUUUACAUUACCGAUGGCUCGUUCUCUCUUUGCAUGCCAAGUAAAUAGUUAGCGGUAGGCGUUGCAGGAGGUCUAGGUCUAGGUAGGAGGUACUUGGUGUUGCCAUUGUGCUUUUUCAGCGGAGCCUUUCUGUGUUGCUGGCUACCGGUGGGCGAUGGGCAAAUGAAGGGCUAAUGACUGCAAGAAGGGUCGCUGGUUGGGGCGUGUGCCUCGGUUGUGGUGCCGCGGCGUGUGCCUCGGUUGUGGUGCCGCGGUGGUACGGCACACUUGCUACAUCCUACAUGCCAUGCACUGCGUGAUGUGUGAUACUCGGGGUAUCAUUUGUCAAAAUGACACAAUACUAAUGCGUAUUGCUCAACCAACGCUUACUGAUGCAGUAGCUGGCUGAAUUUUCCUGGCAGGGUGUGUCUUUCCCUACUAACCAUGAACUAACAUUUAAGGGGGUACUUUUACGUGUAGCCGGUUGGCAUUGAUAAGACGGUGUGUACGGUGUGUUUUGGGUGCAGGAUGCUGGCCUUAAUAGGAUCCCUUUUUGCGUACAUAUACAAGUAAUAAACGAACCGUGG